Lactuca saligna is the source of this 804-nucleotide messenger RNA. The record is from the annotation of a GenBank genome assembly. Lineage: Eukaryota; Viridiplantae; Streptophyta; Magnoliopsida; Asterales; Asteraceae.
AUGGAGAAUCAUCAGUUUCCUAAGAUCGAUACUUUCCUCCAGAAAGAAACAAUAAUCUCUACUUCUUAUUUUCAAGAAUAUGCCAAACAUCCACAGUUUUUUGGCAAUUCCAUCAUAUGGAAUGGCGUUUCAAGAUCAUCAUCAUCAUCAUCACCAUCAUCACCAUCAUCAUCCUCAUCAUCAUCAUCACCAUCGUUUCCGAUAAAUUUUCUUGAAACAUUCUCACAACUCAACCAAACUUCAUCACAAGCGACUGAAACAUCAUUGACGACCAUCAUGCAACCUCAAAACAUGUCAAGUUAUGGUGACUACUGGUUGAAGGCUACCAAAACUCAGCCGAUGAAGUAUACAGGGAGGCAAAUUCCCGAAACUACCCUCAAAAGGACAUCCUUGUUAGCAUCAGUUUGUUCACCAGGGAAGCUAUUUAGAGGGGUAAGGCAACGUCAUUGGGGAAAAUGGGUGGCAGAAAUCCGAUUACCAAGAAACCGAACACGGGUUUGGCUUGGGACGUUUGAUACAGCUGAAGACGCUGCUUUUGCAUAUGAUACAGCUGCUUAUUUAUUAAGAGCUCUUCUUGAAGCAAAGUUACAAGCUUUAUCUCAAAAGGGUAUCGCUAAACUAUCACCACCAUUGCAAGAAAACACCUUAUCAGAAACUUCAAGAAACUCGGAGGUAAACAAUGAAAAAAUCAAAAAGCAGAUGGAAGAAGAGGUAUCAGAUGUUGUUGAAGGGGUUCAGCUAAGUCGAAUGCCAUCUUUGGACAUGGAUAUGAUAUGGGAUGCUAUUCUUGUUUCUGAUUCUUGA